Molecule: messenger RNA, 2045 nt
Organism: Hyaloscypha bicolor E
Lineage: Eukaryota; Fungi; Ascomycota; Leotiomycetes; Helotiales; Hyaloscyphaceae
Exons: 2
Coding region: 73-2022 (649 amino acids)
Source: RefSeq, a predicted model, not a curated record
GCACGAUGGUUGCUCGAAUAUACCACUGAGAACAAGAAAAUAAUUUCUUGCACUCCGAAACUCCUCGUUGAGAUGGGCGCCCCGACAGCUUUGUCUAUCUUGCUCGCAGUUUGGAUUCCAAUAGCAGUGCAAGCCCAGAAUUCCACGUCGUCAAGUUCGAAUAAUGUCGUUAUGAAGAUUGGUUGGCAGGACAGUCCAAACCAGCGUGGAACUCUGACGAUUCUUUGGAGCUGUCUCUCGACCAUCAUCGCUUGUACGUGGACGAUCCUGCACCUCAAUGUUCCCGGAACCAGCGAAACAACCGGGUGGAAAAUCUUACGGAAGGCGAAAUGGAUGCUCGUCACGAUUCUAUUUCCCGAGUUCCUCUUCUCCAAAGCUUUGUGUGAGCUUCAGAUGGCUGUUGAUGACUUGCAUGCCAUGACCGAGAAGAAGAAAUUGCUUGGGAGCAAAUUGCCAUGGCAAGUGGACUUUGGCAGCCACUCACAGAUCUUGUAUAAUUUGUCCCAUUUCUUUUCGAAGGGUCCAGAUGCCAAGCUCAGCGAUUUUAAAGAGAAAAAAGCAGAAACCAAGGAAGGCCAGGUCCAGAAAAGCGAUAAGCAUAAUCGAAAACAGACGGGGGCAGUAUACCCAAGCCCGAACUCCCAUGAUCCCCAGGAUUGGACUCAGAAGGAAAGGACAUGGACCCUUGCUCAUUCUUAUUUCGCAAAUAUGGGCGGGUUCCAGCGAUAUUAUCCGCGAACAAAGACACUUCUCCGCAAACGAGGAAGCUCUUGCGAGGAAGAAACACCGAACCCAAUCACAGCUUACGCACUUGUCAACUGUUGCGUUGGAUCGGACCAUGAUCCACUUCCCGACUUGUAUCUCGAGAAAGACGACAUCGAUGACAAAGCCAAAGCCGACUGGUUCUUGAAGUCUAUUGCCAUCGCGCAGAUAUCAUGGCUCCUUCUCUCGGUGAUAGUCCGAGCAGCAACACACAUGCCUAUCACUCAGCUCGAAAUCUGCACAUCAGCCUUCAGUCUCCUUGCCAUCGCCACCUACAUUGCAAAUUGGUCGAAGCCGAAGGACGUCGGUACCCCUGUUCGAUUCAAGAUCGCCGCAGAUACUUACCAAUGUGAAGCGUGGAAAUAUUACGGGGAGCCGUACCUCCGACGUUUGUAUUGGCCAUCUCAGAGCGGGAAACAUGAUAUAGAUGGUCCUGUAGUCAAGCCUCUGCCGGAAUGCAACCGCAUCGAGAAUGAUUUCGUCAGGCUGGAGGGAUUCAUCCCUCCGAUGAAUAUCACUAUGGCUAUUUCGACGGCGAUAUUUGGUGGCCUUCACUGUCUAGCUUGGAAUUUCGCCUUUCCGACUAAGACUGAGAUGAUGAUCUGGAUGGCUGCUAGUGUGUUGUCUGCUACCAUCCCUCUUGCUACCUUGCUGGCAAACAUCAUUGUAAUCGGGCGGAUCCACAAGACGCUCUCUGAGUUUAGCUUAGAAAUGUCGGAGAAAAUCAGCAGCUUUGAAGCGCCAGAGAAAAGAGUAUCUGCAAAACCAUCUUCCAACCCUCCCCCGUCUCUGUCGAAAUUACAAAGGGGCCACUAUACGCAACUGGCAACAGAUCUAUAUACAUUUUACUACAACCUGACAAACUUCAUCCGCGGGAGAAUUCGGCUUGACUCGGUUUUCUCAUCAUAUGCGCAAUUCGAGAAGUUUCCUAUUCUUUAUAGCUCGGCUCUCAUCCAUGCCUUGCGGCAAAACCUCUUAUCAUUAGGUCUCGAACGGUUCGAGAUCGAUUUCUUACUCUCUUUCAUGAAAUCAAAAGAAUCGAAAAAGUACAUGGAUAAGUAUAUGGAUGAUAAUAGAAAGGCACUCAAGGCCGCUAUUGAGCUCCCCGAUACUGCUGCCAGAGUCGUGACCUCGAUUGGUGGGAUAUUGUAUGCUUCGGCGCGCUUGAUACUUCUGUCUUUGGCGUUUUGUGCUCUGCGAUAUGUUCCUGAAGAUGUUUAUACUACCAGCUGGACGAGAUUUCUACCUAAUAUUUCGUGAACGAAAGCGUUAGAAUAAAAUUC